Molecule: messenger RNA, 1784 nt
Organism: Oncorhynchus gorbuscha (pink salmon)
Lineage: Eukaryota; Metazoa; Chordata; Actinopteri; Salmoniformes; Salmonidae
Product: sialoadhesin-like
Exons: 7
Coding region: 831-1784 (317 amino acids)
Source: RefSeq, a predicted model, not a curated record
AGGGUUAAUAUAUUGUGCAGAGUAACAUUAACACAAAUUCAUCAUCAAAGAGACUUUUAUUAAUUUCUUCAUGUAAUUUCUCUCUUUCUAAGCCCUUUGAAUUGUACGUUUAGGAUAUCCACAUUAAAGUUUGCUUUUACUUCUUCUUUGAAUGGCGACCCAUUGAGUAGUAACUAUGGAAAGUAACAAGUUAUGCAACAAACGUGUCAUUUCCUUCAGCCACAGAUGUCUUGAGCAGUUAUUGCCCCAUUAAACUGGAACUCGCUGUAAAAAUAGACUUGGAACUAUAUCCUUACAUUUGUGGAUUUAAAUCUCUGGAUGAAUUACUGUUGGCUGUAUUCCUUUAAAAUAAAAACAUGUUUAAAAAAGAGAAAUAAAGAGAAAUAUUGCAAGGGGCUGUAGCUUUCUGUGUAAUUUACAAGUCACUGGGUUAUAUGUCUGCUUGUAUUUCAUCUGGAAUCAGAGGAUGUUGCCUUCCUUGUGAAGCUUGAUAUAUUUCACUAGUAACUGUGAUUGAAAAGAAAAUCUGAUGAUCAUUUGAUACUACAGAUGGAGGCUAUCACUUGCGGGUUGACUCUUAUUCAACGAAGGAAAAUUCUGUGUCUUGCAAACAGCAGUGCCACUUCUUCUGAAUGUCUGCAGUGACAGGCAGCUAGACAACAGACACCCCAUCAGGUGGCAUUUAUAUAGCCUGAAUUGUGCAUUGGAUUUGAACAGAUGACCAUCGCGUGAAUACUGGUUUUUAUACUUACUCAGAAUCAACACAGCUUCAUUGGCUUCAAGACAGUGUUAAAAAGCAGGUCAUCUGGCCCUUUCUGAUACAGAGAAUCAUGCACAUCACAGGAGCUGAAAGACUCAUCCUCAUUGGUGGUCUGCUGCAAGAAAAUCCAUCCCAACCCACUCUAAGUCCAGCAACAGUACAUGUGAUGGAGGGGACCUCAGUGAGUCUGAUCUGCUCUGCUGCAGCCCCCUGUCCCUCACUCCCUCCAACUCUGACAUGGACCCCCACACUGAGUGACAGUGUGGAGGAUUUGCAGGUGACUCCGAAUCGAGUCAUAACUUCUAUCCUGAACUUUACCGCUUCACAUGUCCACCAUGGAGAGAAGAUCUCCUGCACUGCGCUGUACAAACGACAAGCUGGCAAGAGUGAUAAAUCAUCCAAAACUGAUCUGACAGUCGCUGUUCUUUACUCUCCCAAGAACACCUCAGUGUCAGUCAGUCCCUCUGAUUCAGUGGUAGAGGGCAGCUCUGUGACUCUGACUUGCAGCAGCAAUGCUAACCCAGCAGUGGGGCGCUACAACUGGUACAGAGUUAUUGGAGAGCAGGUUUCAACAGUGAGGGCUAGCAGAAUGCUAACUGUCCAGGUACCAGCAGAUGACAGUUAUUUCUACUGUGAAGCCAUCAAUGACCAUGGAACCGAGAAGUCAUCUGUCAUUCAACUAGAUGGAAUGUACCCUCCCAAGAACACCUCACUGUCAGUCAGUCCCUCUGGUUCAUUGGUAGAGGGCAGCUCUGUGACCCUGACCUGCAACAGCAAUGCCAACCCUGCAGUGAAGAACUACACCUGGUACAAAAUCAAUGGGACUGAGGCUGUCCUUUUAGGAUCUGGAGAGAGCUUCACCUUAGACAGUAAAGCAAGUGAUAGCGGGGAGUACUGCUGUGAAGCACUGCAUGCACUCGGUAAAGAAAAAGCCACAGUUGUUCAGCUGGAUAUUCAAUCCCCUCCCAAGAACACCUCAGUGUCAGUCAGUCCCUCUGGUUCAGUAGUAGGGGCAGCUCUUUGA